This is a messenger RNA of Trichoplax adhaerens, 240 nucleotides long. RefSeq lists its product as uncharacterized. Gene Ontology annotation, molecular function: RNA binding. The record is from RefSeq and is a predicted model, not a curated record. Gene Ontology annotation, cellular component: nucleolus; sno(s)RNA-containing ribonucleoprotein complex; U6 snRNP. Gene Ontology annotation, biological process: maturation of SSU-rRNA; mRNA splicing, via spliceosome. Lineage: Eukaryota; Metazoa; Placozoa; Uniplacotomia; Trichoplacea; Trichoplacidae. The transcript is spliced from 4 exons. Bases 1 to 240 code for a protein of 79 amino acids.
AUGAGUAAGAAACAGACACCAAGUGAAUUUUUAAAGAAUGUGAUUGGCAGGCCAGUGGUCGUCAAGCUCAACUCCGGAGUAGAUUACAGAGGGAUUUUGACUUGCCUUGAUGGUUACAUGAAUAUCGCUUUGGAACAAACCGAGGAAUAUAUUAAUGGACAACUAAAAAACAAGUAUGGUGAUGCAUUCAUUAGAGGCAAUAAUGUUUUUUAUAUAAGCACGCAGAAAAGACGACUUUAA